This is a messenger RNA of Vitrella brassicaformis, 2631 nucleotides long. Lineage: Eukaryota; Vitrellaceae. The record is from the annotation of a GenBank genome assembly.
AUCCAUCCAUCCAUCCAUCCAUGCAUGCAUCCAUCGCGCAACUCAUCCAUAUGAAUGCAGGCAGCGAUCCUCAGCCAGACAGCGGUAGUCAAGGUAGUAACUGACUGGAUGAGUCAUAUGAGGAACUGACUGCGGCAUAUAAAAUGUAGACAACGAUCUGGAAUCCCCGUCUCUUCAACUCCUCCUCUCUAUCUCUCUCUCAACAACAGCAGCAGCAGCAGCCUCUUAUGCAUCCUCCCUCCUCCCUCCCCUCUCUCUCAACUCAAUCGCUCCUCAGCCUUCUUGCCCCCCCAACCUCCGAAGAUGCGUGUGAUGGCCCUGCCAAUGCCUUCCGACCGCCCUGAUGUCGUCGGCCAGCUGCUCGGCGCCCUCCUUAAUGUCGGUGACGAGAGCCCAUGAGCGCAUCGAUCAUGAGGUCUUGGUCUGCCGACCGGACCUCCCACAUGGCGCGCCCAUAGGCAUCUACGUCACCCGACGGCUCCCAAUACUCCCACUGCCCCGUCCAGUCGUUCUGCCGCCAGUGCGCCACCCGGUGCUGGUUGAUGGGACCAGCAGUCGGCACGAUCCGGGCAUGGCAGGCCUUGUACUCGGGUGCGGGCGGGAGGGGUGGCGGGUAUGGGUGGUGGGCGGGGAGUGGGGCAGCGUGCACGGGCAGCGUGGCAUGUACGGCGCCAUUUGGACGGCUGGGGUGGCAGGGGGGCGCGUUUGGGGGGCGGGGCGUGUGGUGGCCUGGUGGUGGGUGCGUGCAGAGGGCCGGUGGGUGGACCGACGAGCGGCUGCGUGUCGUGGGCCUCGUGGUGGGUGCUGCCGUCACUUGCCAGAGGCUGCUGGGGUGCAGCGGCUCGGGGUUGCUGCUGGCGCUUGCAUAGAAGAGACCCACAAAUAUAAAACGUAAGCAGCGAUCUGACACAAACAUCAUGAGGACAAUGUCUCAGAAGCUGCCGCCUUUUUUCUCACUUCAGCGGUUGGAGGCUCCUCCAGCACCUGCAGGGCCUCCAACAGCUCCUCCUCGAUGUCCCUGAGGGUGCAGCGGUCGGCCAUGUCCGGCUGCAUCCCCCUGGCCGUCACCUGGCAGAUGGUGUCCAGCCACUUCUUGGCAAAGUGCAGCUCAGAUGACUCGAGGGGGAGGGUGUCAAGCGGGCUCUGGAUCUGGCCGGGGCAGCAGAGGGGGCGGCCGUCCUCCCGAAUCCAGCUCAUGCCCGCCGCGACCCGGAGCUCUACCGCCUCGUCAUCGCACCAGAUGGCCCACCCCCGGGUGACGGCAUGAAAGAUGCUCGCCACGCCAUACACCGCCACCUUCUCGUCCACCCAUAUCUCCUCUCGGCCGUCGGGGUGCAGCAGCGGCACCCCCUUCUUGUGCAGGCCUCGUCGCACCUCCUGAAGGGCGUCCUUGAAGUCCUUGGGCCAGACCUUUAGGUCAGCGGCCGUGCCGGACUGCAGCACCACGGUCUCGGGCGACAGGAACCAUGGCGUCCCGCCGGGCCGCUGACGCUGAGCCGCCUGGGUGUCGGGUCCAGAGGGAGGAGGGCGCUGCGGGUCUUGGGGUCCACCGUGAGCAUGUUGCCCAGGUCGAUGCACGCCGUUGUCUGCCGGGAAGGGGUGGAGCGGCCCAUUGCCGAAGAACAUGUGCCGGGGCAGCAUGAUGUUCCUGUAGAACCCAUCCAGGAAAAUCCGCCGCGUGACAGGGCUCCCUGGUGGGCCUGCGUGACCAGGAGAAUCGCCUUGGUGAUGACCCUUAGGUCCCCGCGGAGCCACUUCACCCCCUCCCCGAAGCUGCCGCUGCUGCGGAAUCGCUCGGCCACCUUGCACGUUGAACAACUUGGUGUUCGCCUCCCCCUCCCAGCCAAACAGCUUAUUCACCUCGACAAAGUUAUCAGGGUCUGCAGCCAGUAUGGGUACACACACACCCAAAGCACACAGAGCAGAGCACCAACAGAGGACAAUGACUGACAAAUCCACACUCGUGCACGUGACCCCUUCUCCCUUAUAUACCCCACCCACUCACUGCCCUGAUGUCUCAUAACUAUACUCUUGACGACUCACUCACCGAGGAAGGGCAUCGCUAUGCACAGCAGCUCCUUCUUGGUGCCGUCGGUCUUCUGAUAGCUGGCUGGGCUGUGGGGUUGGGUGUCGGCCGCGAGGACCCGCAGGAAUGGCGGCUGGCCGUCCAUGUGCUGCAUCUUGCUCUCCUCUAUCUGCAGGCCUCGCACCUCAUAGUCGUCGAAGGUGUCGUCCUCCUUCGACACGCGCUUGACAGCGGCCGUGACGGGCGCGUCGUUGGCCUGCCGUAGGUCCCGUAGGUCCCCGACGAGGACGGGCUCACCCUUGCCCUUGCCCGCUGUGCGCUCGCCGUUGGUCAACUCUACGCACGGCCCGUCCCGGAAGAGGAUGCAGGCUGAGGCUGGCAUGGCUGCUGGUGCCCCUCGGCUGCUGCUGCCGUUGCUGCUCAUCGUCUGCUGCUGCUGUCUACUGCUUUGUGGCUGCUGAAGGGUGUCUGCUGCUGUGUGUCUGCUGCGGUGCUCAGGGCCGGUGGGUGGACCAUUCUCCGAGAAGCUCCCCUUGUGGCCGCUUUCAAAUCAGAUGGCCGAUGAUGCUGAGAAGAGAAGAAGGGACCCUCACAUAAUAUAAAAU